This is a messenger RNA of Stylophora pistillata, 3649 nucleotides long. Its product is annotated as neurexin-1. NCBI's taxonomy places the organism in Eukaryota, Metazoa, Cnidaria, Anthozoa, Scleractinia, Pocilloporidae. The record is from RefSeq and is a predicted model, not a curated record.
ACGUCCCUUAGCCUUUCCCAAUGCGAAUCUCAGUGAUUCAGCCAAAGUUAGCCCUUCGCUUUUAUCUCCCUCAAUAUCAUUGGCCUUUUCUAGUAAAAUCACGCCCACUGUUUUUUCCAAAGGCCACAAAACUGUGAAAGCCACGUCUUCAUCUAAGAUAGGUUGGAGGUCUAGCAGAACCCGUUUCCAGUCAACAACGACGCAUACGCAAGACACUCCUAAGGUAGAAGGGCAACAGGUUGAUAAAGCAGUUGUGCGUCAUUCGGACUCUGUUCCAGGUCUACUCAAUCAUUCACAGCAUCUUGUCACAACUCACGCAAGCUCGCUUCCGUCAACAGUGCUGUUCCCCAACUCAGCGGGAGUUCUUCUUGGCACUUCUGUUACUGAUAAUACCUCGGCCUUCGUUGGAAAAACGAAUAGCGCUUUACAUACUCUCGGAUCAUGGGUCUUCAUUCGCUUUGCAAUGACCAUGUCAGUUGCGAGUAGCCUUUUCAACCAGUGAAUACUUCAAAAUUCGUAUGGUAGCUCUGCCUGUCUGAUCGCUUUUAAAUCAUGGAUUCACUUACUUUACUGAGGUCUUAAAUAAGGAGUGGAAUGUAUUGGAGCUGAACAUUUUGAAGGUAACCGUAUUCUUGGAAAAAAUAAUUUAAGCGAAGAUAUUGUCUUCAGGUUCGAAUGAACCCAAACACCAAAGACAUUCUGAUUCUCAUUGGCCAAUCAGGGAUGAGAUGAAUCAGUUUGCGGCCAAUCAGGGAUGAGAUGAAUCAGUUUGUGGCCAAUCAGGGAUGAGAUGAAUCAGUUUGUGGCCAAUCAGGGAUGAGAUGAAUCAGUUUGAAACACAUGUUUCCUUCGCUUGUCCAUAUGGUGGAACGUAAUUCCAUAAUGUAAAUAAACUGGAGCAGUUUUUCUGGAUAAUCAAAAACACUGGUUGAAACUAAUGUCGCUGAACUAGAAACGUACGCGAAGGUGUCUGACGACUUCCUAUGGCCCGGAUGCGUGUGAACGAAAUCUAUCGCUGAAAGAUUUGAAGUUAGCACCGGCUUGGUCAGGAACGACAAUUGAGCAAGGAAAAAAAAAAAUGUCAAAAAUUUAAAAUUCUGUCGGUCGGUGUAGUCUGAUAUCAGAUCCUUUAGGAAUAACUUCUUCUCGCCGUGAAAACUACACCGAGGAGAAACUUGCUUGAUAACUCAACAAAGAUAAGACCUCUGCUACCUGUGAAAUUAUCAAAGAAUCGAAUUCUAUGAUAUUCAAAAAUGUGAAACCUUGAAAAUCAAUAAAGGAAACAAACAAGGCAAAGCAGAAUAUUUAGUUAAUAGUUAUCAUAAUUUAAGAUCAGAAGUCAUUCCUCACUUCAUGAUAUCAGUUAUUGUAUCUUUAAAUAAAAUUUUGCGAAAAGCCUUGUAUCACAUUUUGUCAACAAGAAAACUCGGUAGUUUUCUGCACUCACGUAAAGGAGUCGAUUUCAAGAACAUUUUGACACUUUUCACAAUUUCUUUAAACACUGUAUAAAAACUCUUUUGGCUAGAUUAGGCUGUUUUAGCUAAUGUUAUUCCGUUUAGAGUGAAAGAGACUAAAAGAUUCAAAACUAUAAUCAAGAGCACUUUUAAACUUAUCAUUUCGCACCUCUUUAGUAGCUAUUGUAGCGUGGUUUUAAAGUUCCAGUCUGCAAUUUCAACCAAUAUCUGUUAGAUUCUACGAAUGCAAACAGCUUUUUGGGGGUGAAUUGAAGGAGACUUUGGAUUUCAAUGUAGUUUCUUACUAUCUUGGGAGACUCAUAAGGAGCUAAUAACAAAUAAAUGGACGAAAUUGCUCAACAGAACUCCUUGAGUGGAGAUUGGUACAGAUUUUGUUUAAAGAGACCUAAUGAUGUCAUAAAAAUAACUCGAAAUACAAGAUGUGUUACAAAAUGGUCUAAACUUACAUAUAAGUUUGCAAUAGCAUUUAUUUUUUUUAAUUUUCAAAAGAUAAUUUUCUGUGUGACAAAAUAUUAACGAGGUUAAACUACGGACUUUGAAAUAGAAAUAAAGGCAAUAAUCUGAAUAAUUAUUUUCAAAUCAAUGUCAAUCAGUAGUGGGAUGUCGUCCUCCCUUAGUUGUCAAUACACGAGAAUGUAAGAGGUAAUUUGAAUUCAAUAUUCAUCCCUAACCGCAACCUUAUCGCUUUUGAGAAGAGCUGCAAACAACUGGUUGCGGGAAUUUUAUUUUCAGUCCCGAGAGCGAAAUUUACCGACCUUAGAUCGGAUAAAAGAAAAAAGUAUAAAUGUUUGCUCCGUGUUCGGUGAAUGAUACACAUUAAGAGGGGAACAGUUUGUAACCGAAAUCGAAUAUUGCUAACAUGUUGAAAGUCUGGUUCACUGUUCAGAUGUGUUUGGCGAUUACCAUCUGCCAACAAUCCGUCCAUGGUGGACUUUUGCAGCGAAGACAUUCAACAAACAACACCUGGAAGUACGGCAAGUUUGCUUACUCUGCUUACAGAUCAGUACAAUUUACGGACAAUUCCACCAUCGUCUUCCGCUUCAAAACGACGAAAGCACACGGAAUGCUGUUUUACAUGGAUGGCGGUAGCCUUCAAGAGUUCAUUGAUGCUUUCCUGUUAAACGGGCUAUUAAGAGUUCGUAUUUCUAUGGGCAACUGCUCGGGAAAACAAAGGUUGAUAAACGGCUCAUUCACCGACCUCAAAUGGCACAAACUCACUUUACGACGAACUUCUGAAUCAGUGACUAUUGAAGUGGACAGCUUUGAAUUAAUCUAUCUCUGUCGUGGACUUAAAAAAACUGACUUCAACAAAUACGGGCCUUUCUUUGUGAGCUUCUUCCCGAUCUAUGAGUGGGGCAAAAUCAAAUGGAGAUUCCGCGAUUCUUUCUCGACUGCUUUGUCAUUUGGCGGAUUUGAAGGGUGCAUAAAAACACCGAAGUUCGCUGUAGGCGACCAAAAGUUACGCCGUGCUCGUCUUUGGAAAAGCGAGCGCACCGUGGAAGGUUGUCGUGAUGCCUGCAAAGAUCCCAGUUUUGAAGGGAAAUGCUACAAUGGCGGGAAAUGUGUGAACAAGAUUGUGAGGAGAGAAUGUGAUUGUAGCAAGACUGGAUUCAAUGGUCCAAACUGCUCCCGCGUUGCUCUCCUCGACUCCGUAGCAGGGCUGCAUUUCCACGAAGGUGCAGGUUGGUCUUUCGCAGAGUUCAGAGGUUGGGCUAUGCCUAAAAGAAGUGAGCUGCAGUUCUACUUUAAAACAGGGGCAAGUAAACCUGCCAUACUCCUGUACCAGGAUAACGGAAUGAAGGAUUUUCUUGAAAUAUCCUUGAUCAAAGAUGGCCAGGUUCAGCUUUAUCUCCGGGGCAAUCGGUGCGCGCCUGAGAAACAAACUAUUCGUCGAAACUUUACUGACAAUACUUGGCAUCUGGUGACAAUUGCAAGAAUUGGCUCACUUCUCGAUUUCAACGUCGAUAAUAUCACAGCAAAAACGAUCUCUUGUAUGGCACCUCCACAGUUAUCUGGGCUCGAUGGCAAAGCAGUCAACUUUCUCUACAUAGGGGGAAUUCCGUUAUUUGAUUCCAAAGGAAGUAAGGUCCUUAAAGAAUGGUCCCUGACCGGUCUUCUCCAAAAAGUAACCGGCGAAAACAGGUGAGAAACGAGAACGAGUGAGGCGUGAAAUA